AAUGACGACGAAAUAAAUGGAACUCGCACCAAUUUCAAAACAUUAGCGUGCCCACUGAUCUCUUUACAGCAGAAAGAUCAGAUUCACAUAGAGUUGCUUCCGACUGAAUUAUUACACCAGCAAAACGGAUAUAAUUAUUCAGCCAUUUUAUUAUGUUUAUUAUGUAGCCAGUUUCUCCUUUUCAUAGCGAUUUCAUAUGGUGUGAAUCAUGGAGACAACUCCGAUAAAAGUGACACCAGCUAAUGAAACUACGCCGAAUACAGCCCAGUCUUCUUCAAGUAGGUCCAGUACAACCAAGUCCAUGAGUGCCUCACUGAGGGAGAAGCUAAAAAGAGCACGACACUCAUUCAGAUCCCCCCUCAGUGUGGUUAAACGCCUUAAAAUUGAAGAUGACACUCAACCACAGACUUCACAACCGGGAGACACGAAGCACAGCGUGACUGACGAAAGAGAGACUGAUCCUGAUGUCAAUCGGAAUGAUAUGAAGGAGCAAAGAGACUGUUCACAUUACACAGCUGAGACUGACUCAAUUCAGCAUUGUGAAGAGCUAAGAAAUGCAGUGAAGGAGAGAUCAGAAACCUUGAGAAGAUUAAAGAUGGCCAAGAUGUAUAGAAAAAAGAAUGACCUGACCCAGCUGCAGAGGCUCAUAGACAAAUGGAGAUCCUGUGCUCAGUCUGUGCUGUAUGAAUUACAGAGUGAAUUACCCACAGAGGGAAAACAAGCUAGUCUGUCUCAGCUUAUAGACAACUUUGGGUUAGAUGAUAAAAUACUGCACUUUGAUAGAACAGAGGAAGACUUCACAGACACCUGAAACUCAUUUUAUUAGUUUUAUUCACACUAUUUAAACAGGUUGUAACAUGCCUUUUCAGACCAAGUUAUUCAGAAAAUAUUCAGAUUAUACUUGGAACUGAUAAGCUGUAUUGUAAUUUAUUACACAUUUUUUGUGUCA
This is a messenger RNA of Ctenopharyngodon idella (grass carp), 949 nucleotides long. RefSeq names its product SWI5-dependent homologous recombination repair protein 1 (gene sfr1). The transcript has 3 exons. NCBI's taxonomy places the organism in Eukaryota, Metazoa, Chordata, Actinopteri, Cypriniformes, Xenocyprididae. Bases 209 to 811 code for a protein of 200 amino acids. Gene Ontology annotation, cellular component: Swi5-Sfr1 complex. The record is from RefSeq and is a predicted model, not a curated record. Gene Ontology annotation, biological process: positive regulation of DNA-templated transcription; double-strand break repair via homologous recombination.